AUGACCAUGGAUUCACGGUGGAGUCGCUGCAAUAUGUGCGAAUAUCGUCUAAGAUAUGAGAAGUUCGAAUAUAAAAUGCCUUGCACAAUGCCUCACUCUAUAAAUUCUCAAGGAUCACCAAAUCUGGCGAACAAACCCGGAGAUUGGGGAAAGUGUGAAUUUGCCAGCUAG
This is a messenger RNA of Sclerotinia sclerotiorum 1980 UF-70, 171 nucleotides long. RefSeq lists its product with no specific name. The transcript is spliced from 2 exons. Bases 1 to 171 code for a protein of 56 amino acids. The record is from RefSeq and is a predicted model, not a curated record. NCBI's taxonomy places the organism in Eukaryota, Fungi, Ascomycota, Leotiomycetes, Helotiales, Sclerotiniaceae.